Seriola dumerili (greater amberjack) is the source of this 1927-nucleotide messenger RNA. RefSeq names its product sosondowah ankyrin repeat domain family member D (gene sowahd). Lineage: Eukaryota; Metazoa; Chordata; Actinopteri; Carangiformes; Carangidae. The coding region runs from base 338 to 1336 and encodes 332 amino acids. The transcript is spliced from 2 exons. Gene Ontology annotation, molecular function: protein binding. The record is from RefSeq and is a predicted model, not a curated record.
UGAACUUUGUCUCAGUUCCUCUUGUUAACGAAAGGAGAAUUUCGCAUUGAAUCUGUGCCUCACUAUUUGGGAUAACUAAUUAAAAUAACAAUUCUUAUACUUAUCAGUUUGCAUAUAAUGCUAACGGGGACUGAAACGCUGACUGGCUGAUACAGUUCGGGUGUAUGUGUGUGCUUUUAUAAGCGAGUCGGUAUGCGCCUUGGCCAGAGAACAGGGAGUGAAUCCAGUGGAGUGGAGGGAAACCGUCCAAGGGCUAUAAUUUGACUGAUAUCUUCAGGGUGUUGUCUAAAUAAAAGGAAGUAGCUUUGAACUCCUCGUGCACAGAGAGCCAAGCAGUAUGUAUGAGAGCAGAUCGGAUGAUGCUGGAUGUGACUCAACUGGAUCUGAACCAGCUGUCAGCGAUGCCGACGCCCACGGCAGCAGGACACUCACACAGCGCUCUGUUGUGGAGCGACUGUCGAGAAAUGGCAUGCAGGUCAUGCCCAGUGCUUUCGAGCGUAGGUCGAGGCUGCAGAGGCAGCAAGAAGUCGCUGACGGCUCCACACCGGGAGGUCUGCAGAGAGAUGCUUCGGAGAGAGGGUCGCUCACACCCGCUAUGCGCAAGAAAUACCUCAAAGAGUUGCUUUUGAGCAACCCAUCACACAGCGGGUUUAGCAGCGUACUGUCCUCACAAAGUCAGAGCGUGUCCUCCGAGCAGGACGCACGCUGGGCUUUGUAUCCGAUGGAGCACGCAUGGAUGCUGUGUGCGGUGGAGGGAAACUAUGAGACAAUCCUGGAGUUCAUCUCUGAGGACCCCCAUUUGUUAACCAGGAAGGAUCCCAUCAGCGGGUACUCAGUCCUGCACUGGUUGGCCAAGAGAGGACAGGACGAGACCCUGCUCAAACUUUUGCGUUACUCUGAGAGUGCGGGGAUCCCUGUGAAUGUGAACCUGCGGGGAAGCGGCGGCCUCACCCCGCUGCACGUCGCCAGUAUGCAAGGACAGUACAUGAUCAUCAAACUGUUGGUCGGAGCUUUCGGUGCCAACGUCGAUGCGAUGGACUACAACGGGAAAAGAGCCUGGCAGUAUCUGCGGGCAGACGCCCCGCCGGAGAUGAAGGAGCUGCUUGGGGCCUGGGAUGAUGAGCACAGCUGCGGAUGUGCGCAAAAUGUCAACAGAAACGUCAACAACAACAGCAGCAGCAGCAGCAGCUCUGGCGCAAUGAACUUGACCGCACAUGAUGAGGUCGAUGCUGGACAGACAGAUGAAGUGAACUUCUUUGACCGGACUAAGAGAGGCAGCUGGGGAUUAGGGUCUUUAAGGAAGAUGCUGCACACAUUUCUUGGAAACAAAAGCUGAUAUAUUCAAUAAUCUGCAUUAUUCCCCAUUUAAUUUACAAGCUUGUGGUUGCCAACCUGGGUCGAGGGGUCACAAUCUCCUUACCAAGUCAUUUUUUACUUGCAGCUUGAGUCCUUAAAAAUGAAUAUUCCUUUUCUUCGUGUGUAAAUAUUUCCUGUAUCUUCGAAAAUCAAGUUUUUGUUCAUUCCAGAGCAGCAACCUGUCUUUUUUUUUUUAAUAUAUAAAGACAGAGAAACUCAUUUCUGCUAAACUUUCUAUUGGAAUCAGAAAUUUCUACUGUACUUGGAGAUGUUAAUCAUAGACUUGAUAAAAUGGAGAUUAAGUAACAAAUACCCGAUACUGUCACCUGUAAAAAUCGAACAAUGUAAGAAGGAAAACUGAGCAUAACUCAUGUUCACACUGAAGCCAUAACUGAUGAGGGGUCACUAAGUACACAACUAUCUGGAGACAUCUCAAGCUAAAGUUUGGGAACCACUGCACUGCUUCUCCAGGAUAAUCCAGUUUGAAUACUGCUUUCCAGAGAAUCUAAAAAUACUCAUAACCCUAUAAAUAAGGAACCUUUAUUUUGCAUCUAAUAAAAAACAAACAAAA